CCUAUCGUCAGUCCGCCUCCACCAUGGUUCUCGACAACAUCUCGGACUGUCUGUGUUGCCGGUGCUGCAAGACCAAGAACUACACCUUCGGUAAACCACGCAAGAACGACGUAGUCACUGUUCAACCACUCUCCAGGAACAAGUUCGGUGAGGAUGAUGGACCCGUGCGCCCCAAUAGACGCCCUGCUAUCAGCACGAUUCAGAAUUCAGGUGCCAGCAGCGCUUCAACUGAAAUUCCGGGAAUCCAAGGAUCAGGAGCGCCUAAACCCCAGAUUGAAAAGCCACCACCUAAAAGUGAUGAGCCAAAAGUGCAGGAACCUCCAGUUCACAUUUUGGACCCAACUAUACCGAGCCCGGAUAAGCCACAACCUGUUCCGGAUGCGGAUAGAACAGGAUCUCAGAAUCCACCCCAACAUGUCCCGGAAGUUCACAAACCGGAAAUCGAAGAGAAACCUGAUGAUAAACCCGUAAAUCACGACAUUAAUGUGACCAAACCAGAAGAUCAUCAACCUCCUAUUCAUCACCAGAAUGAGAAUACAGAACCAGAAAUUCAUCAUCCCCCACAGCAUGAAUCAGAAAUUCAUCAUCCACCACAGCAUGAAUCAGAAGUCCAUACACCGGGAAUUCCGGUACCUUCUCUUCAUCUUCCGGAUGUGGAUAAACCAAGCGUUCAAAAACCACCAGACUUGAGCCACAGCGAUGUAGGAGACACGGAGGAUAUUCCGCCACCUCUUCCUAUGACCCCACCGCCAUCAAGAGUCCCUCGCCCCUCAUGGGUCGACAAAAUCGAGUCGUUCGAGUCACCCGAGCCUUCCGUGACUGUUAUAAUCCCCUCAAAAGCCCCAGGCGGUGCUGAGACCGAUGUGCUAACGGUGCGUGAGGUCGACAUGUGCUUGACAUUGAACGGCUCCGACCACCACACAGACCGCUACGAGCUCAUGACUCGCAAAGUCAACCCUCAGCUAGUGAUUCGUCGCGGACAACCCUUCCAGUUGGACCUGGUGCUCAGCAGAGCCUACAACCCCGCCACCGACGCUAUCUCAUUCGUCUUCACCCUUUCAGAGACAGACAAGCCCAGCUACGGCCAUGGCACGUUGAUUGCGGUACCGUUGUUGGCCAAGGGCGCACAGGACGGGGACACUUGGAGUGCGGUCUUACAAAGGUCUUCAGAGAACGUCGUCUCGGUCAAUAUCACAACUCCUGCAAAUUGCAUUGUGGGAGUCUGGAAGAUGGACAUCGACACCAAGCUGAAGGAUGAUGGAGCCGUGAGCUACAGCCAUAGAACCAAAAUAUAUGUCCUCUUUAACGCCUGGUGCAAAAAGGAUCAGGUGUACAUGAAGGAGGAGGAGAGGCGGAGAGAGUUCGUGGAGAUGGACACAGGACUGAUCUGGAGAGGCAGCUAUAACCGCAUGAGGCCCUGCAUCUGGAACUAUGCUCAGUUCGAGAAGGAUGUCCUGGACUGUUCCUUGUUCCUUGUCACAAAGACAGGACGAGUACCCCUGCCCAGCUGCAGCGAUCCUGUCAAAAUCACCAGAGCUUUGUCUGCCGCUGUGAACUCCCCAGAUGACAACGGUGCCCUGAUGGGGAACUGGUCUGCAGAGUUUGACGGUGGAACUCCCCCCACCAAGUGGGUUGGCAGCCUUAUGAUUCUGCAGAGAUUCUACACCAACAAGAAGCCGGUCAAGUACGGCCAGUGCUGGGUCUUUGCUGGUGUCCUUACUACAGUGUGCAGAGCCCUGGGUAUUCCAGCGCGGACUGUGACAACGUACGCCUCUGCUCACGACACUCAGAACAGCCUUACCGUAGACUACUUUGUGGAUGACAAGGGCGGUGUUAUGGAGGAGUUAACCAGUGACUCUAUAUGGAACUUCCACGUGUGGAACGAGGUGUGGAUGAAGCGGCCAGACCUGGAACCUGGAGACUAUGAUGGGUGGAACGCCAUUGAUGCCACACCUCAGGAGAUGAGUGAAGACGUCUUCCGCUGUGGCCCAACUUCCGUGAAGGCUGUCAAACGAGGGGAAGUUCUCAAACCUUACGAUUCUGCUUUCGUAUACGCAGAAGUGAACGCUGACAAAGUCUUCUGGAAGUACACAGGACCCACACAACCUUUGAAACUGUUGAGGAAGGACACUUUGGGAAUCGGACAACACAUAAGUACGAAGACUGUGGGGCAGUGGUCAAGAGAGGAUAUUACGCAGACCUACAAAUAUCCUGAAAAGAGUCAGGAUGAGCGGACUGCCAUGCUGAAGGCACUCAAGCAAAGCGAAAGCCUGUUCAGUCGAUAUUACCUCAACGAGGAGUUUAAUGACAUUAAAUUCGACUUCAAACUCCUAGACGAUAUUGUUAUUGGUUCACCUUUCAGUGCAAGAGUGGUGCUGUCCAACAAAAGCAAAGACAAGGACUACAAAGUGACAGUGAUCUUGAGGGUAGACACAGUCCUCUACACAGGAAAAGUCGAGGACUCUGUGAGAAAAGAAAAGUUCGACGUCGUUGUCAAGAAGAGAUCUGAGGAAGAAGUGAAGAUAGAUGUGUCCUAUGAAGAGUAUUAUAACAAACUCGUGGACCAAUGUGCCUUCAACAUCGCCUGUCUGGCAACAGUACAGGAUACCAACUACGAGUACUUCGCCCAAGAUGACUUCAGGGUUAGGAAACCUGAUGUGAAGUUCAAGAUUGAAGGGGUGCCUUCCGAAGGUCAAGAGUUCACAGCAACCGCUUCAGUUAUGAAUCCUCUGCCAGUGUCUCUCAAGAGGUGUAGGUUUGUCAUUGAAGGUCCCAGCCUUGAGACACCCAUCAAGAUCAAACUUGAACAUGAGGUUGAACCCAAUUCAGAGGCCAAAGUGAAGUUCAACGCAAGACCAAAGUUCCCAGGAAGAACCACCAUCGCUGCAAAGUUCUACUCCAACGAACUGGGAGAUGUUGAUGGCUUUAUAGUGUUCAAGGUCGGAGACAAAGCGCCUGGUGAUACGAAUGGGCUGAGCAACAACAUCUCCUCCUGAGCUCAUAUCACCAAAGUCAACUUAUUGUUAUUCUAGAUUUAUUCGUUUCUGAUAUAAGUUUAAAAUCAAAUGACAAAGGAAGGCAACAUCAAUUGUUCGAUAGUGAGCAUGAAACUGCCAUUUGGUGCAAGAUGUCCAUGCAGCAGUGCUUGUUCGUAUUGCAAGGCCUUUAAAGAUUCAUGAUUGUGUGAAUGUACCAUUUGUUUUUUAUAUUCUGUGCCGACAUUUUUGUCUGUAUAUUAUUUGUUUCAAGUCGAUAGCUUACAGUUAUAUUAUACAGAAUUUUUCCAACACCAAAGUAACAAAAAUAACUGAAAAAACAACUUAGGACUUAGUAUCUGCUCUCUUCUUCAGGAAAUAAACCUAAAAGUCUCAAAUUUAAGGUCAAACAAAAGAGUAUGCAUGAACGAUGUUUAAUUUCGCUUUAGGUUUAGUCACUGCGGAUAUAAAUUCUUUGUAACAUACUUUCAGUAAUUUUUUUAACACUCAGUGAUGGCAAAAAUCCAUUGUAACAUUUAUUGUAAUCUUUGCUGCAGCCAACUGCCAAAAAUCUAAAGCUAUCAUUACUGCAGCUAUCUUAGUUAUGGGGUAUAUCAACACUCUUAAUUGCUCCAACCUCACAAAAGCUCUCUGAAAUAUUUCAUAUUAUUUUGUUCUAGUCUUUGACAGGUUUUUAUAAACUCAUCUGAUACUACAGAAAACCUAAUUAGAAUAUAAAGUUUAGUUUUCAUCGUGGCCAAAUGACUGCAAAUUACGCCAAUUAAACAGACAUAAAUGAGUAAUUCAAUCCGAAGUGCCACCUUUAACCACAAUUAAGAUAUAGUAGCCCAAAUUUUUAAAAAAAUUAGAGGUACUUUUGCUGCAGUGCAUGUGUAAACAUCAAAUUUAGUUUGUUCUACACACAUAUAAAGACCUCAAGUUUGACGUGAAGUACAAGUUAAUGUUCUGUUAUAUAUCUCUCACCAAUGAUUACACAGUUGAGUGUUUAACUAGGAUGCUCCUUCAAAUCCAAUUAAUUUUCAAAGAGCAAAUAACGUAAUUUUGAAACUGAUCAUUAUUAUUUAUUAGUGCUGCAUAUUAUGAUCCUGUACUACAAUAUGAAAUAUUACAACUAAAACCCUAGAAUUAAAUUAUAGGAUAUGGGAAAUAAAAAUUCUCACUUUGCUUUAACUAUUUUUAUAUAUAUUUUUUAAACAUCUUGAAAACUAAAAUAUAUCACCUUGGACAGUCUUACAAGAUACUAGUAAGGCAGUAAUAUAUAUUUCACUUGAAUAAAUUACAAUUUUUACAAUAUUUCACAUUACAUUACACACUUCACAAUUUACUUUUACAACACUGUUCAAGUGAAGUCUAUCGAAGUGGCCUUGAAAUAUUUAUGUCUUACUCCAUCUACAUCUUCACUAACUUACUAUUCAAUGGCCCUAGAUUUUUUUUAAAUUUACCUUUUUAUGUUUAGAUAACAGAUUUCUAAAACGUUAAAAAUAAAAGACCCCAUGUAACUAAACAAUAUUGUAUUUUAGAAGAAAUACAACAUUUUUAAUGAAACAACGUUCAACUAUGUUAGUUUCAAUUCACAUAAAUGUUUAUAUAUACGUAUAUACUAUAACCUUAUGUAAUUUGUUGUAAUUAUUUCAUGUAAUGUUAUAGGUUUUAGUAUGUGUAAAAUAACAUGUUUUUUACAUUGUUCUAAAAAAUUGUAACAGUAAAAGAGUAAUAAAUAAAGUGUGAACUAAAACA
This is a messenger RNA of Homalodisca vitripennis (glassy-winged sharpshooter), 4733 nucleotides long. Its product is annotated as annulin-like. Gene Ontology annotation, molecular function: protein-glutamine gamma-glutamyltransferase activity. The record is from RefSeq and is a predicted model, not a curated record. Gene Ontology annotation, biological process: peptide cross-linking. Bases 24 to 2996 code for a protein of 990 amino acids. NCBI's taxonomy places the organism in Eukaryota, Metazoa, Arthropoda, Insecta, Hemiptera, Cicadellidae. The transcript is spliced from 14 exons.